AUGUUGCUGCAAGAAGAAGACUCGGAGGCGUUCAAGCGCUGGGUGCUGCCCAAGCUCGAGACCAUAUCUGACGCAGAUGCCGAGGUCCUUGCAGACUACGUCCUUGCUCUCGUCACGGCAAAGGACACAGACGCCAACAUCAGGCGCAACUGCCUAGAGAGUCUUUCGGAUUUCCUGCAGCAUAACACGGCGGCCUUUGUCGAUGAAGUCAUCGACACUCUCAAGGACAGAGCCUAUGCCCCCCGCGCGAACGCAGACGCAUCGCCUCCGUCUCCCGCACCGAUCCCCUCCAUAGUCGGGCCCUCGACCUCCGAACACCUCGCCCACCCCUCGCACGCGUCCAACACCGCCCCCCUGCAUGCGCCCAGAGGCCCAGCCGCCUCUCGAGUCUCGCAUGGCAAACACCGCUUGCCCGACCGCCCAGCUGGAGCUUCUCCUGCCGCCAGCGCGCAACACGAGCGGCCGCGAAAGCGCAAGCAACACGAGCGGGACACGAGCCAGUCGCGAGAUGGCCUCGACCUGCAUUCGAGCCGCCAUACUGGCAACGACAGACCCGCCAAGCAGGCGACGCGCAGAGGGAAGAACGGUCGCGCUGGAGGACUGAACGCACAAGCGCCUGCGUUUGCGCCUAUGCCGAACAUGCCCCCAUUCAGCCCGGCCUUUGGACACGUUCCGCCCUUCGAUCCGGGCAACCCCAUGGCCUUCCUAGCCAUGGCCGCGGCGCUCGGCAUAAACCUGCCGGGCAUGCCUCCCAUGCCUGUGUUCAAUGCGCAAGGAGCCGACACAAGCAACGUCAGGUGCGCCGACUACGAUACAAAGGGCUUCUGCGCGGCUGGGACUGUCUGUCCGUACCAGCACGGGCUCGAGUACGACCCAGACCACCCUGCCCAGGGCGUCAACGGCGGGCACAGCAACCAAUACGGACAUGCACGCCGAGACAGAGGCCACAGCGGUCGCAGUCGUGCUGCAUUCUCGCUGCCUGGGCCAACACACGACCGCACCAACACUACAAUCGUCGUCGAGCAGAUCCCAGAAGACAACUUCAGCGAGGACCAUGUGCGACGCUUCUUCGGCAAGUUCGGCACCCUACUCGAUGUGCAGAUGCAAGCGUACAAACGUCUGGCCGUCGUCAAGUACGAAACACACGACGCCGCGAGGGCAGCCUACAACAGUCCAAAGGCCAUCUUCGACAACCGCUUUGUCAAAGUGUACUGGCACAGGUCUGACGCCGACCGAGACCCCUACAAUCGCAGUGCUUCCGGUGCAGACAGCGAGGAAGCCGGCUACGGAGACACGGAGACGUUGGACCCGGAGGAAAUCGAACGCCGCCAAGCCGAAGCACAACGAAUUUUUGAAGAGCGCCGGAGGAAAGCUGAGGAAGCAGAAGCAAAAGCAGAGGAAAUCGACCGCAAGCUGCAAGAAACCAACGCGGAAAUCCUUCGUGUACGUCGCGAACUCGCAAAAGCAUCUGGGAACGCGAACGGCGAGUUGGAGGAGGACUUCUCCCAGGAUCUGGCUACCUUGCAAGCAGAAGCAGAGAACCUGUUCGCGCAGCAAGACGCCGCGACGGAACCUUGGCGCGGCAGCAGUCGUGGCGGGACGUACAGAGGCUCGUACAGAGGCUCGUACAGAGGCCGUGGACAAGCAUUCGCACCGAGAGGGAGGGGCAGAGGCGCAUACCGUGGGCGCGGAGCUCAUGGUGCUGCAUUCGGCGGCGCCAGGAUGGGGGUGAAGAGACUCGACAACCGACCCCGGCGCAUUGCCGUCAAGGCUGUUGAGCCUGGGAGCAGGAAGGACGAGGCUCUGAGACAGCAUCUCUUCAACGUGCCCGACAUUGUCAGCACCGACCAGCAUCCAGAACAGCCCCACACCCUCAUACUCACCUUCGCGGAGCGGUACCAAGCUGACUCGUUCAUCGACACGGCGCACCAGAUCCCCGACGUCGGCAAGCUCGACAUGGAAUGGGUAUCCAACGACGCCCUCGGCGGCAUCAAGACCGCAGACGCAGACGCAGACGCAAACACAAACACAAACACAAACGCAGAGCCCGACGCGCUCAACAGCGACGCAGAGUCCGCCGCGACUGUCGACGGGCCUGACAAGCGCACUGUCGCUGCCGAGGACCCCGUAGGCGCGCCAGAUGCGGACAUGGAUGUUGCCGAGGACGAAGACCAGUGGCUCUGA
Molecule: messenger RNA, 2184 nt
Organism: Ascochyta rabiei
Lineage: Eukaryota; Fungi; Ascomycota; Dothideomycetes; Pleosporales; Didymellaceae
Exons: 5
Coding region: 1-2184 (727 amino acids)
Biological process (GO): mRNA processing
Cellular component (GO): nucleus
Molecular function (GO): RNA binding; metal ion binding
Source: RefSeq, a predicted model, not a curated record